AUGGCCCCAACGUCCCCAGCCGGCUUCGACGAGGACGCGGACAAUUCGCACUCCGAGCGCGUCACGAAGCCCCUCCUCGAUGUCAUCAGUUGUAGCGGCGCCGACACGACGCUUGUCGUGACCGCGGCGCGUUUAAUCCAAGCGGAUGUCCGGACGUUCGGUUCGCCCGAGUUGUGGCUUGAUCAGCUGUCGCGCCGUGAGAGCGACGCCUCGCUCGAGCCCGCCGACGUGGUGAUGUUUGUCGGCUCGGCGGAGCGGCUGCUGUCGCAACGGUGCCUCCGACGCGGGUUGGUUGCGGCGCCCGACUCGAUCAUCAUGGCGGCGAUCACCGACGCGUCGUUCGAUCUGACCAUGUCGAUCGUCAACCACGGCGCCCGCGGUCUGUUGGUCCUUCCCGGACCGACCGAACGGUUGUCGCAGCACCUCAAGGAGAUCGUUGAUCCGGCGAUCCGCUGCCGCGACCAUCGCCGCGCCGUCGUCCGUCACCGCCGCGCCGCCGCGACGCUGACCGCCGCCGAGAAUGACGUGCUCGAAGCGAUGCUCACCGGCAUGCCCAACAAACAGAUCGCGCUACGGUUGUCGAUCGGCCUACGGACGGUCGAGCUGCGGCGCUCGAAGAUUAUGAAAAAGAUGAAAGCCAAAAGCCUCGCCCAACUCAUCAGCUUCAUCUGCCUAGCGCAGCAACAAGACGCCACGUCCGUCAGAAAGCGGAGUGACAAUCAGGGCAAAUUCAACUCCACGGUCCGCGCAGCGGACCCUACAACUGGCAUCCGCUUCGCCGGGUGUUUACUGUCGAGCGGUCUUUCACCGCUGACCGAACACCCCGCCAUGCCGCGCCCGACGAUCGACGAAGUCCUUGCCGAGGUGCGGCUGACGUGUGUCCGGGGCGUGGGGCCGAUGCUUCGCAGCCGGCUCAUCGAAGCGCUCGGCUCGGCGGACGGCGUGCUCGCCGCGCCGUCGUCCGACCUCCAAGCGGUGCGCGGCGUGGGGGCCAAGCUCGCCGAGGCGAUCCUCAAAGCGCCGUCGGUCGAUGACGCCGCGCGGAUGCUCGAUGAGGCCGCCGCACACGGCAUCCGUGUCCUCACGCUCGGCGACGAAGAGUACCCGCCCGGGCUGCGCGAGAUCCCCGACCCGCCGCCGGUGCUCUACUGCCGCGGUUCGAUCGAACCGCGGGAUCAGCGCGCCGUGGCGAUCGUCGGCACACGGCUGGCGACACGCUACGGGCUGCGCCAGACGGAGCGGUUCGCACGCGACCUCGCCGCGGCGGGCGUGACGGUCGUGAGCGGUCUGGCACGCGGCGUCGAUGGCGUCGCCCACCGCGCGGCGCUCGACGCGGGUGGUCGGACGAUCGCGGCGCUCGCCGGCGGGCUGAUGAAGAUCUACCCGCCCGAGCACGGCCGGCUCGCCGACGCGGUGGCGGGCUGCGGCGCGCUGGUGGCCGAAGCCGCGCCGCCGAUGCCGCCGCUGAGUGGAUCGUUCCCGCAACGCAACCGGAUCAUCAGCGGCUUGUCGCUGGGCGUGCUGGUGAUCGAAGCGGCCGAGCGCUCCGGGGCCCUGAUCACCGCGCGCCACGCCGCCGAGCAAGGGCGCGACGCCUUCGCGCUGCCGGGGCAAGUCGAUAGCCCGCAAUCGAUGGGUUGCCACCGUUUGAUUCAAGAAGGCGCAAAGCUCGUCACUGCGGUCGAGGACGUGCUCGAAGAGCUCGAAGCGAUGGCGCAGCUAUCGAUGCCGCCAGCGGCGCCAUCACCAUCCCGCGUCGCGAGCGCGCCGCCGAAGCAGAAGCCGCUUCCCGCCAUCGAAUGGGACGAGCCUACCAAGACGCUGCUCGACAGAGUGGGCCGCGACGCGACGACGAUCGAUCAGCUUAUCGAUGAGACGGGGCUACCAAUCGAUCAGGUGCUAGCAGGGCUGUCGCGACUGGAAGCGGGCGGAGCGAUCCGAAGGUUGAGUGGCUUCGCGGUGCAGUUGAAGUUCCGGGCGAUGGACUCGCUCGCGAUCGGCGGAGCCGACGCAUCGAACCCCCUCGGCGGCUGGUCGCUAGUGGCCCGCGCAGCCGAGCUCCCGGCGGACGGAGCGACAGGAGUGUCACGGAUGAAACGACUCGUUAAAGCGACGUGCGGCUUCACUGCUGGGUUGGCGCUUGCCGCUGGCUCGGCGACGCCCGCCAUGGCGCAGUUUGUGUCCGUCAACAACUAUCAGCCGCCCGUAGCGCAACAGGCACAGGCGCCUCUGCAGGCGCAGGUCUACCCGCAGCACCAAUUCCAGUACCAGUACCAGCCGCAGCAGGCGGCGGCGCCGGGUUACUCGCAGGCCUACGCCCCGCAGGCCUACGCCCCGCAGGUCGCGAGUUCACAGGUGUAUGCGCCGCCGACCCACGGGUAUCCCCGCGUCGCCCAGCAGCCUACCGAGCUGCCCGCGCCCGCCGAGACAGUGACGCCCCCGGCGCAGCCGACGCCGGCAGCCGCUGAAGCGUCCGCGCCGACAAUGUACAACGAGGGCUACGCCCAACCCACGCAAGGCUACUUGCCGCAUGACGGAUCGAUUCCGACGGCGUCUUACCCAACGUCUUCUUACGCCGCGCCGGCCGCGGGCGAUGUCGCAACGGGCGACUGCGCCACGGGCAACUGCGGCGUCGGCUACACGGAUGGCUACAACUACGGCGCUCAAUCGUGCGACGUUGGCGCCCCGGCUUGUGACGUCGGCGGUUGUGCGUAUCCCUCGGCGCCGCGUCGCCAGUGGUUCGCGGGCAUCUAUGGCCUGUACCUCGACCGUGCGGGUGACAGCUCGAAGCGGGCCGUCGCCUAUCUUGAGGACGACCAGAACGCUUACAUGCCUGGCACGGACUAUUACCCGAUGCCCGGCAUGCCGACGCUGUUCACGGCCGACGCAGGCGACUCGGGCAUGUGGGGCGCCGAAGUUCGCUUCGGCAGCACGUUCGGUUGCGACCCGUGUAACUGCAUGCAGCCCUACGCUUGGGAAGUCGGUUACUGGGGGAUCGAUAACGACGCCAGCGACGCUUACCUCACCAUCCCCGGCGUCGUAGCGAACGGGUACGCCCAACGUCUCUACACGAUGCUCCCGUACGACGACCUCAACGUCGAUCGCGACGGUGCGGGCAUGAACUACACGAACCGCCAGAUUUAUGAAGACGAAGGGGCGCCGGCCGACGGAGAUAUUUACUCUCACGAUACGCGGGUCCUCGGCAUCCGGGUGCGUCAGCGGUUCACCGCUCAGAACCUGGAGCUGAACUUCUGGCGGUUCGGCACGCCCACCGCGGUCGGCGGCUGUGGCAUGGGCGCCUGUGCCCCGUCGGCUUGCGACACGGGCUGCGACCCGUGCGGCAUGAGCGGGUACGCCGGCUACGGCGGAUGUGCCCCGUGCCGCCCGCCGCGUCGGUUCUUCAUCAACGGCGUCUGCGGCGUUCGCUACAUGCGGAUCGACGACGACUUCGGCCUCGACUGGCAGUUCACUACCGUCGACGGCACCGGUAUGCCCAACACGAUGCCGAUGCCCGAGCCGGAUCGCUACAUGCCGAUGCUUGAGAGCGACAACAACAUGUUGUUCUCGACCUACCAAGCCGAUAACGAACUGGUCGGCUUCCAGCUCGGCGGCAGCAUGAACUGGCUGUGCGGGUGCCGCUGGAACUUCUUCGCCGACACCAACUUCGGCAUCUACGGCAACAACGCGUCGGUUUACAAGCGGGUCUACGGCGGCGGCGGGUCGAUGGUGACCUUCGCCGAAGACGGCAUGCUCGCCGAAGUGAACGGCAGCGAGACCUCGCUGGCCUACGUCGGCGAACUGCGUGCCGGCGUCGGUUACCAAGUGACCUGCAACUGCCGCGUGACGGCCGCGUACCGGUUCAUCGGCAUCGGCGGAGUGGCCCUGGGCGUCGAGGAGUUCCAGAACACCAACUGGGCCAACUCGGAGUACGCCAGCCACAUCGACACGAACAACUCGCUCAUCCUUCACGGCCUACAGACCGGCGUGGAGUACAAGUUCUGA
Symbiodinium sp. CCMP2456 is the source of this 4002-nucleotide messenger RNA. NCBI's taxonomy places the organism in Eukaryota, Dinophyceae, Suessiales, Symbiodiniaceae. The record is from the annotation of a GenBank genome assembly.